This is a messenger RNA of Coccinella septempunctata (seven-spotted ladybird), 544 nucleotides long. RefSeq lists its product as uncharacterized. The transcript has 3 exons. The record is from RefSeq and is a predicted model, not a curated record. NCBI's taxonomy places the organism in Eukaryota, Metazoa, Arthropoda, Insecta, Coleoptera, Coccinellidae. Bases 83 to 418 code for a protein of 111 amino acids.
AGAUUUAACUCGUAAGAACCUUAGAUUAGUUAUUCACAACCCUAAGAAGAGAACAGUAUUGAAUCCAUCAGUUGGUUUAAACAUGACUACAGUAAAAAUUUCCUGCAUGCUUCUUCUUCUUUUCUAUUCAAGUACAAGCACGAAAAGAAUUGAAAUAGAGAGGGAAAUGCCAGAGGACUGCGAGGACAUGAUGAUAAAUCAAUUCUUGGAAAACUCCAGGACAACCCACAAACCUAUUACAACAACACGAUCAAUUCUCGAUCAAUACCCUGUUGUGAAUUUAUGGCCGAAACUGAAAAUGUUUCCAAAAAAAUCGGAGUUACUGAAAGAAAUUCGCCAGAAAACGGAAAUCGACAAGGCUCGAAGGAUGCCAGAUCCAAAUUCAGAUUGUGGUGAUGAAUGUGGAAACUUUUCCUAAAGUGUCUGAUGCCCCUUAGUCGAUUAAAGCCAGUGAGGUAUCUUCAACUCAUAUGAAAAUUUCCAUAAUCAUUAAUUCUAUUCUUUGUAAUCAUAACUGUUAACAUUUUCUUCAAUAAAUAUACGG